CAGUGUCAGGUCCAUAGGAGGAACCUUUUGGAGCUACAGAUAGAGAGGGGGAGGAAGAGAGAGAGAGAUGAGUGUUGCCGCGUGCAGCAGUGUAGCGGGUCUUUUAAAGGCGCCGGUUCGCUGCUCUUUUCCUUCUUCUCCCUCUGCUCUCCUCUCCGUCGCCACCGCCAGGAGCAGCGGUAAGCCUGGCCUCACGAUCUUCUCUUCUAAGGCUGCUGUUCGACAUUCCGACUUAGAACGCCCAAGAUCCGUCAGCAGCCGAGCAGUCCGAGCCAUGGCUUCUUCAGACACCGCAGCCACCGAGGCAGCAACGAAACCAUUCGCCGUGCUCUUCGUCUGCCUCGGAAACAUAUGCAGAAGCCCAGCUGGGGAAGGUGUAUUUAGAGAUGUCGUCAAGAAAAGAGGUUUAGAGUCCAAGUUCAACAUUGACUCUGCUGGGACAAUUAACUACCAUGAGGGUAACCUUGCUGAUCCAAGAAUGAGAUCUGCAGCACGGACACGCGGAAUAGAGAUAACUUCUAUUUCAAGGCCAAUACGACCAUCAGAUUUUAAAGAUUUUGAUUUGAUACUUGCAAUGGAUAAACAAAAUAGAGAGGACAUAUUGGAUGCUUUUGAUAGGUGGAAGGCCAGGGACUCCCUUCCUGCUGAUGCCGCAACAAAGGUUAAGUUAAUGUGCUCCUACUGUAAGCGGCACAAGGAGACUGAGGUGCCAGAUCCAUAUUACGGGGGACCACAGGGAUUUGAGAAGGUUUUGGAUUUGCUUGAAGAUGCUUGCGAGUCACUACUGGAUAGCAUCGUUUCUCAGAACCAGCAUAUUUUGGGUCAUGGUCCUUCCAACUGACAUUUGCUCACGUGGACAAUCAGAUUGCAUACAGUCUGAUUCUUCCGCCGAGACAUAGCUAAUAGUCUCAGCUGUUUACACUUGUCGCAAGUUAGACAUUACACAAAGAGUAAUGGGAGAUGAAAAAUAUUAGACUUGUCUAAUGAGAUGGGGGGCGUUACUUAGAUGA
This is a messenger RNA of Nymphaea colorata (pocket water lily), 1010 nucleotides long. RefSeq lists its product as uncharacterized. Bases 68 to 841 code for a protein of 257 amino acids. Gene Ontology annotation, biological process: protein dephosphorylation. Lineage: Eukaryota; Viridiplantae; Streptophyta; Magnoliopsida; Nymphaeales; Nymphaeaceae. The transcript has 6 exons. The record is from RefSeq and is a predicted model, not a curated record. Gene Ontology annotation, molecular function: protein tyrosine phosphatase activity.